Molecule: messenger RNA, 6280 nt
Organism: Falco peregrinus (peregrine falcon)
Lineage: Eukaryota; Metazoa; Chordata; Aves; Falconiformes; Falconidae
Product: A-kinase anchor protein 17B
Exons: 5
Coding region: 2730-4472 (580 amino acids)
Source: RefSeq, a predicted model, not a curated record
AUCACAGAAGACAGGCAUGCGGGUAGCACAGGACAGUUCAGCCUGCAGUUCAUAGUAAACCCUAGUGCAAGGGCAAAUGUGUUUCUGAUGUUAUAACCAUGUCAGAAUGGCUCAAAGGAAAUAAUAACUUGGUAAAGGGGUUGAGUGUCAGAUUCCUUGUGAUUUGUCAGUUGGAACGCUUAAAACCUAAAGUUAACAGCUUGUUAAUAUGUCAGGGUUGAUUCCAAAAGCCCAUGCUGCUGAGUAGUAAGCUGGUGGAUCAGACAGUAAAUAAUUCUGUGCUUCAUACACAGUUGCAUGAUGAGAAAUACAUUUCUGAUGCUUGAAGAGCUGGCUAUGAAGAAUACAGGGAGGAGCAAGGGUAAUAAUGGUCUGCACUGGCAAAUUGCCAUAGCUUACUCAGCCCUGUGAAAAGAAUUUUGGGCUUACUUCUAGGUGAUUUAUUGCAGGAAUAUGGUUGCAGCCAUGAUGGUGUAAGGAUACGAGUGAAGAAAGAUUUGCGAGGGCAGGGUAAUAUCAGUUGGUUUAAAAGAAGAUGCACUUGCAAAACAGAACAAGCUUGUGCGUACAUCAGCCGUUCUUCAGGCUUGACUUUCGUGUCUCCACAGCUUUCAGCAGCAGUGUCCUCGAUGUUUUAAUCUGCUGCAGCUCAAAUCUUAGUGUGAUGGAAAAAGUGUAGUUGAUAUUAACAUUACAGAUAGCUUGAGGAAGCUCUUUAUCUUAAUGCACAGUGGGCAGAAAGGAUUCUAGAGACUACUCGCUUUUUGAGUUUUGUAGUGUAUCUGCUUUGCUUGUAUGACAUGCUGAAGGUGUGUCUAAAUAUAUAUGUAAGUGACCGUAUUCAAAGAUUAAUCCUGAGAUACUCGGCUUUGCCUGAUGAAGUUGUGGUUAAUUCUGAGUGCAUUUGGCAGCAGUUCCUUAACACAAGCAAUUCAGUGCUGCAGUCUGCUGUAGCUGAUGCUUCCAGAGAUUCCAGGUUUUGUUGUUGUUUGUUUUUUAAAUUACAUUAGUUUUUCUUCAGUACAUAUGUGGGUUUUUUCUUCAUUGUUCUGAGUGAAGUGUAUUUACCCUCUUUUACCAAACAGCUUCUUGUACUGCACUUAUCUUCCCCUGUAGAUUCCUGUAUUGAAGGCAAACAGGUAUUUUUCAAGUGAUGGCAGUAUAGUUUUUAACCUGUGACAACCAUCCUAUGGACUUUUUUUCAUGUUGCUUCAGUGGAAGCUUUUAUGUGGCACUCCUGCAGUUCUCCGUGUAUAUAUAUGUUAUUUUUUUCCUAUAGUCUGUAUGUAUGUUAAAAUGGUGGCUAAAAAGAGAGAAAAAUAUAGCUUAUGGACAGCAUUUAAAUAUGCUAACCUUUAUUUGUAACUAGCUGCUGAGAUUUUGUGGAAGAAGCUGGCAUAGAUGGUGGUUUGCCAACUUAGGCUCUUUUUUUCCUUGAACCUAAUCCUUUAGUUUCAUUGCUAAUCAGUGGAAGCCUCUCUGCAAACUUUUUGGAGAGUUAAGCAUGUGACAGGGAAAAAACCCUUAUGCUUAUCCUAUUUAUGCUGGGUACAGAGAUACUGAUACAUGAAGCUCAUGUAUCUGAACUUAAGUCCUUUAAUUGAAAAAUGACAUUUUACUGCUUUGAUUUCCUGAAAAAUUGGUUGGGUAAGCUAAAAGUUGUAAAUAUUUUCAGUGUGGUUGGCACUAAAACUGGGAGAUGAUCUCAGGAGCUGGCAAGAGUCUUUGAAAGAUACUUGGUUUCUUAUUGUUAAGCAUGAAGUAGGUGUGGCAGCUGCCCUAUUUAGGUGGUUCUUGGUGAGUAAGGGGUACCCUUUCUCUUCUGUGCACCUUUUUGCUCUAAGUAUGCUGAGAGAUGAAUCCGUUUAAGUGCUAUGCUUAGUGUGACAUUACAAAAGAAAACUUGAAGUCUGUAAGCUUGAUUUCCACAGCCUAACAGCUUACCUCUGUAGGUACUUAGUAUAGCGUACCCUGUUUCGGUGUUUUUUUCCAGCAGGUAAUUUCUAAACUGUGACCCUAAAAUAUACCUCUAUGCUGGAAAUAACACUUCACAUUACUUAUUUUUUCAGUGUAGAUAGACGUUGAUGCAAUUUCCUUGAGUGUUUUCUUUGACUGUGCUCACAUCUAGUCAUUUGAAGCUGAUGAAAUGCAGCACACAUCAACAGAAUUCACCAAUUUUUAAGCAGGCAAGUAUUUGAUCCAAAAGAUGUUGCUCUAAGAGUCAGUGAACUCUAGUUUUGGCAGAAUUGCACAAAUCCUGCAGUAGGAAUGCUCUGCUGAACACGCUGAACUUUGAGUCCCCAGAAGGUUAUGCCAGGAACAGAUUUGGCCAAAGGUAUGAUGUCAGAUUGGGGGCCCCUGAUGCCACAGCAGGAAGAGACACUUGGGAGUGGGACAUUUGAGCUUGAUUGACACCCCAGCAUGAACUCCAGAAGAGAUGUUCUAGUAUGCCAGGGUAGAGUGACUUUUGAUACAACCAGACACUUUAGUGAAGGAGCCAUAAGAAAGAGAAGCCUGGAAAGACUAAAGCUGCAAGAACAGGAGCACGUUCGGAAAAGGGGGAAAGGAGAGGGGGUUGAAAGAAAAAGACGUGGUGAUGAAAUGAAGUUCAAGAGAGAAAAAAGAAAGCUAAGCUCGAGAGGAGAGAAGAGAGGCAGAUAGAUGGAGAUGAGAAACAUCCCCCAAAGCAGCAGAAGGUACCAGCUGAAGAACAGCAGUGUCCAGAGAAUAUGCCUGAAUGGGAAGAAAGGAAAUCCCUGCUAGCUCAGAGAAGAGUGGAGUCUGUCAGACUGCUUACAGUGCUGUUAAACCAUGUGAAAGAUUUUGUGCAGUUGGCAAGUCAAAAAGUGGAUCCUUCAUUGGGCGUAAGGAAGGACAAUUCCUUUCCUGAAACAGGAUUAAAAGGCACACAUCAGGAACUGAUUAACCCCCAUUAUCUUACACACAAAGAACUGAAACGUAAGAAAGAGUUUAAGUGCCCAUUAACCAGAAAAAGUAGCAGCUUAUGUAGUGAGGAAGGAGAUGCGAGUAACUACCAUGCAUCUACUUGUCAUAUAGUCAGGACGAUUUUAAGUGAUUCCUCUACAGCCCCGAGUUCUGACGGACUGCCUGGCAGAGAUGCACACAACUCCUUUGGCUGUGGAUCUUUACUGAUUACGGUUACGCAAGACUGCAGGGUCAUCGAAUCCCUCGAUGGAAGGGACUUCCCAGCACUGAAUGUAGUUCACACGCAGACAGUGUCUGAUGAAGAUGGUUGCAAAAAGCCAAAGGUUUAUGAGACUGAUGAAUUCAUCCAUUAUUUACUAAACUACUAUCAGACACCACGCUACGCACGUGUUUGCUUAGAGCCAAAAAGCACGGUGAACAAGUCCUGGUGGAAGAGAGUGGUGUCUGAUGAUGAUAGUGGCUUUGACAUCUGCUUAAGUAACAAACAUGGUGAACGCUUCAGAGGAGCGAGCCCUGUGCAAAACCUCAACAGGAGAAACUGUAGUAGCGAUGGUAAUUAUAGACUGGUCAUCACUAUUGGGGAACUGGGGUCCACAGACACGGUGUUAGAAAACAAAGCCUAUGGGGGUAGGCUUGCAAGAAGUUUGGAAGUGCAGAGGAAUGACUCUCUCACUGCUGAUAACUUACCACGUGCUGGACUGAAUCAUUCUUUGGAUUGCACUGCUGUUACUCAUGAUAAGGAAUUCAAACAAGAAGGUAGUGAUGAAGGUACUGUACCAUACGAAACAUGCAGAUCUGCUUGCAGGCUAAAGGAUUUGUUGGAAGAGAUGAGUGAUUCAGAGUACUUUAGAGGGGCACGUAGCAGUUCGAUGAAGAGAACAGAAAGAAGGUGUGAAGAAAUUUACAGCAAUUGUGGCAAAGGGUGCUUGCCUGCAAGAGCAGGGGAGAGAAAAUUACUGGUUUACCUUAAAAAUGUAACUCUGGAAGGUCAAGAGAAGGAAAACAGCAAAUGUAGCUUCUGUUGUAAUGCUGUCCAUGAGGACUUGGCAAGGGAGUGUGAACAUAAGUUUAAAAAGUCGUGCAAGAGGUCUAGUAGUAAAUUAAGACAUGAAGGACAGAAAAGUGAGAGACAAUCUGGGGAAGAGGAGAGAAGUGCUCACAAAAUGAAGAAAAAGCCAAAAAAGUUUUCUUCUAAUCUUUUAUCUGAUGAAUGUGGCUUUUCAGAGAUGGACAGUUGCAUGCAGCUGGAGUCGCUCAGAAAGAUACAAAGAAAAUACAAGAAAAUGUUCCACAAAAAAGUGAAAUUCAAGACCCUUCACCGCACCAUGGCAGCACCAGGUGUUACCCCUCGUGAUGGCUCACAACUUCAGGGGACCAUCCAGAGCACAGGAGAUGAUAAGAAGUUAAUGUUCAGAAGAGAUGUGGAUGCAGAUGUCAGAGGAUGCUCUCUAUUUCCUCUUGAAAUAAUUCAGACAAAUCCCUGCUCAGAUACUUUCUGUGGAGCAGAGCCCAGAAGAGGAUGUUGAACAGUUGCUAUAUAAUAGCUCUUAAGUUUUGAUACAGAAGUGGGAGAAGGAAGUCCUUUGACCAUUAUAAGGUAUAUGAAAUACUGGGGUCUUUUUGCUUAGGUAAUUCCUUUGGUUUGAAUAUCUAACUGGUGUAGUGAGACGCAACACCAGAAUCUGUGUUUGCCUUUUGGAUAACAGAGGACCAAAACUUUCCUGAGGACCAGACAGGCUUUCAUGGACCAGUUGCUAAGAACUUGAAAGGAUACAGAUUAAGAUCUUGGAGUGUUAUAUACCCUGAUUAAAUGUAGGGGCCCAUGUAAAUAUCAAAGUUAGUCUUUAGCAGUAAUGAAUCAUUGGGAAAAAACAUAGCUAUGUAAGUCCUAGAGCAAGCGUAUCAAGUGCCUCCUCAGUCAGGUUGUUAAAAUGGUGGGACUGGAAGGUGUAGGGGACAUUUAUACUCAAUUGUGGGAAGUAAUAGAUUUCCAGAUAUGAAGAAAAAAAAUCAAUCUUCUGUAAAUCUCACACUGGGAAAAUGCUUGUUUUCUAUUCACAGUUCUAGAAGUGUUUCUGAAGCCUUGCUGGUCUUUGGAAGGAAGGGUUUCACUGAACUUUUGCUAGAUGUGGUGCUUCCAGGAAUCUGAAUGAUUGUCUAAGCAAAGCUCUGAAUGUUAGGUAGGGAAAGGGCCACACUUGUCAGCAUGCUGACAGUCCCCGUAUCUGUAUGCAGGUUGAAAAUUUGCUCUCAAUAUUUUGAAGGCACGUGUAGUGAGAUAGCUAGUGUGUUUGCUUACAAAUAAUUUCCAGAGAAAUUGUGAAAUUUUGUCAGACUUGUGCUGCAUGUAGGUAAAAACGUAAAAACACAGUCUAGGAGCUUGAGUUAUAUUAAUAUUUAUUCAGCUGGCUAUAUUUAGAAAACAGCCACAAUUGCUUUUGGACAAAGUCCCUUAGCAAGAUAUAGAGGACAGUAAGUUCAAUAAUGAUUAUUUCAGCUAUCAUUUUAAUAUGCUUUAUUCAUUACAUGUUAAUAUAUGAAGAUAAUGUAAUAAUGUUGCCUUCAUUACAUAGAAUCUUACCCAUGUUUGUAACUUCUGCUCUAAUAAAUAGUAAUUAAAAAAAAUAUUGUAAUUGUUCAUGGUAGAUAGGUUUUUCCCCAGUGUUCAAUACUGGUGACUCCUACAGGCUUCUAAGCCAGGUUUUAUCAGUAUUCUCUAUUCACACGUUCAGAUGUUGAGUGCCUUUUCAGGUCGUGAAUGACAAAUGGUUGCUACUCAAAGUACUGUUAAUCUAUUAUCUAAAAAGAUCUUAUUUUCUUGACAGAAAUAUUUUCUGACUAUUUUGGAGAACAUUUAUGCCCCUCUGAAGUCUCCUUUUUAGUAUUUUAUACGGUUAUAAUGAAGAUCAACUAUUGUAUUUGUUGACUGUGUGAAAUGUUUCAGUUGCACUGAUGUGACAUACCAAGGGUGUUUUCUCUCUACGCAAUAUUUGCGGAUUAAAGAUGACAAGACUUCCCCCUCUGUCGAUCCAUACGGUUCUGUGUCCGUGAGUACCCAUUUCCCAUGAGACAGGGCUUUUGAUUACAGGUGCGGAAGCAUUUCUUUUUGCUAAUCUGGGGGAGCAGGAACUAAAGAUUUCCUUCGGUGUAAAUUUCCAGUGUUUUAUCAACAUGUUGUCACAAUAUUCAAUAACAAAUAAAUAUACCAGUUCUGUAAUUGCUUCUUGCGUUCACCUAUAUUGAUUGAAAUUGAUGAAGCAAAUCCUCUCUCUCCAAGUCCUCAUUCUGUGUAAAACUUUGCUAGUAAAUAAAAUGUGUGCACUUUAAAAUGUGA